AUGGUUUCCGCCGAAGUGGCUCGCAACAUCGUCGGCAUCAUCGGCAAUGUCAUCUCGUUCGGCCUCUUCCUGUCCCCUGCGCCGACCUUCUGGCGGAUCAUCAAGGCAAAGGACGUGGAGGAGUUCAAGCCGGACCCCUACCUGGCGACGCUGCUCAACUGCAUGCUCUGGUGCUUCUACGGCCUCCCCAUCGUCCACCCCAACAGCAUCCUCGUCCUCACCAUCAACGGCAUCGGCCUCAUCAUCGAGAGUAUCUACCUCGUACUCUUCUUCAUCUACGCCGCCAGAAACACAAGGGUACGUUACAUGCUCGGCGUGCUCGCCAUCGAGGUGGCGUUCGUCGCCGCUGUGGUGGCCGGUGUGCUCCUCGGCGCCCACACCCAUGAGAAGCGCUCCAUGAUUGUCGGCAUCCUCUGUGUCAUCUUCGGCUCGGUCAUGUACGCCUCGCCGCUCACGAUCAUGGGUAAAGUGAUCAGUACCAAGAGUGUGGAGUACAUGCCGUUCUUCCUGUCCCUAGUCAACUUCCUCAACGGCAGCUGCUGGUUGACCUAUGCGCUCAUCAAGUUCGAUCUAUACAUCACGAUCCCCAAUGGCCUCGGUGCAGUGUUCGGCGUCAUCCAGCUGAUCCUCUACUUUUCGUUCUACAAGUCGACCCCCAAGAAGGGCAAGAAUGUCGAGCUGCCCACCAUCGUCACUAAAAACGCAGUUACUAGUGGCAAAGUGUCUGUCACCAUCGAGAAAUAA
This is a messenger RNA of Hordeum vulgare subsp. vulgare (domesticated barley), 744 nucleotides long. RefSeq names its product bidirectional sugar transporter SWEET6a-like. The coding region runs from base 1 to 744 and encodes 247 amino acids. Gene Ontology annotation, molecular function: sugar transmembrane transporter activity. The record is from RefSeq and is a predicted model, not a curated record. NCBI's taxonomy places the organism in Eukaryota, Viridiplantae, Streptophyta, Magnoliopsida, Poales, Poaceae. Gene Ontology annotation, biological process: carbohydrate transport. Gene Ontology annotation, cellular component: membrane. The transcript is spliced from 5 exons.